Molecule: messenger RNA, 5423 nt
Organism: Xiphias gladius (swordfish)
Lineage: Eukaryota; Metazoa; Chordata; Actinopteri; Istiophoriformes; Xiphiidae
Product: E3 ubiquitin-protein ligase RNF19A-like
Exons: 10
Coding region: 406-2973 (855 amino acids)
Biological process (GO): protein polyubiquitination; positive regulation of proteasomal ubiquitin-dependent protein catabolic process; ubiquitin-dependent protein catabolic process
Cellular component (GO): cytoplasm; ubiquitin ligase complex
Molecular function (GO): ubiquitin conjugating enzyme binding; zinc ion binding; ubiquitin protein ligase activity
Source: RefSeq, a predicted model, not a curated record
CUCAGUCGGGGAAUGUGCCCUGACUGUCCUGCGAAGUUUCCUGCGGCACACUCUCAACUACGGCUCGCUGAGAAAUGGAGACAGCGGUGUACGCUUCUGUGGUGAGGUAAAGGGAAGCCCCGGGGGAAUUUACCGAUUAGUGUCCUACAUCUGAGCAUCUACAUCUCAGCCUCAACAGAACUCCAUCAUCACUGUGAUUCAAACCCAGGACAGACCAUACCACUGACUUCAAGUCCUCCUAUACCAGAUUAAAGCCACUAUGACCUAGCUAACAGCAGCCCAGCUCCCUUCCCUGACCACCCCAGUCCCCUAAAGCCCAUUCCCUCUAUCCAUCUUCCUCCCCCUCGUCGCCCCUCAUCUCCUCUCCUGAUGUGGUGAUUUCUGGUCUUAGCACCUUCUGGCGUGAUGAGCAGCCUACACCAGCAACAUCAUGGCAGCACAGGCUCGGAGCGAGAUCUUCACUCUGCAGCCUCCUCUGUCAGCCUCCCUUCGGUCAGAAAGACCCCCAAGAAGCGGCGUCUGUCCCUCCACUCGCUCUUCAGUCGACGGCGCCGGGCUGACCGCGACCCCAAGCGCAAGUCCAGGCCUCUGCAGGCUGGAGCUGGAGUGGAAGGCAUUGUCAGCACCGAAAUCGUGCAAUCAGAGACUUUUCAUGAUAAAACUUCUGCCCAGUCAGCACCGGGUGUAACAUCAGCUUCAUUAGUGUCAGGGUCCUCAUCAGAGCUGCUGGAGUGCCCUCUGUGCCUACUACGCCAUGCACGUGAGCGCUUCCCAGAAAUCAUGACCUGUCACCAUCGCUCAUGUGCAGACUGCCUGCGGCAGUAUCUGCGCAUUGAGAUCUCAGAGUCUCGUGUCAACAUCAGCUGCCCAGAGUGUUCAGAGCGCUUCAAUCCCCAUGACAUCCGCAUGAUCCUGGGAGACCGAGCCCUCAUGGAGAAGUAUGAGGAGUUCAUGCUGAGGAGAUGGCUGGUGGCUGAACCUGACUGCCGCUGGUGUCCUGCCCCGGACUGUGGUUACGCGGUCAUUGCGUUUGGCUGCGCCAGCUGCCCAAAGAUCACCUGUGGACGUGAGGGCUGCGGGACAGAGUUCUGCUACCACUGCAAACAGCUGUGGCAUCCCAACCAGACGUGUGACACGGCGCGGCAACAAAGGGCCCAGAACCUCCGGCUGAGGAGCUUCAGGUCCUCCUCCCUCAGCUACAGCCAAGAGAGUGGAGCUGCAGGUGAUGACAUCAAGCCAUGUCCUCGUUGUGCUGCCUACAUCAUAAAGAUGAAUGAUGGGAGCUGUAAUCACAUGACCUGUGCUGUCUGCGGCUGUGAGUUUUGCUGGCUCUGCAUGAAGGAGAUCUCUGACCUGCACUAUUUAAGUCCGUCAGGCUGCACCUUCUGGGGGAAGAAGCCCUGGAGCAGAAAGAAGAAGAUUCUCUGGCAGCUCGGCACAUUGGUGGGAGCACCUGUGGGUAUCGCCCUAAUUGCUGGCAUCGCCAUUCCCGCAAUGAUUAUUGGCAUCCCAGUCUAUGUGGGCAGAAAGAUCCAUAACCGCUAUGAGGGCAAGGACAUCUCCAAACACAAGAGGAACUUGGUAAUAGCUGGUGGUGUGACGCUUUCUGUGAUCGUGUCGCCUGUGGUUGCUGCAGUCACUGUUGGCAUCGGUGUCCCCAUCAUGCUGGCUUAUGUCUAUGGAGUUGUCCCAAUCUCUCUUUGUCGGAGCGGUGGCUGUGGAGUGUCUGCUGGCAACGGCAAAGGGGUGCGAAUCGAGUUUGAUGAUGAAAAUGACAACAUAGGCAGUGGGGCUGCAGCCACGGACACAACCUCGGUGGCGGAGACGCGGCUCAACAACCCCAGCCUCGGCGACGGAGCGAGCGUCGGCGGCCUGACGGGCCUGAGUCUCAGUGUCAGCGGGAGCCACAUGGAGCGCUGUGGCAUGAGCUCCGCUCAGCGGGACAAUAUGAGUGACAACGCCAGCACCACAGCCCUCGCCGGGACCAGCAUCACUGGCAGCCUGUCUGGCAGCUGCUACAACCGGAUGGAAGUGCAGGCGGAUGUCCAGAAGGAGCGCUGCAGCCUGAGCGGCGAGUCGGCCACUGUCAGCCUCGGGACAAUCAGUGACAACGCGAGCACAAAAGCCAUGGCAGGAUCCAUCCUCAGUGCCUACAUGCCCCUGGAAAGAGACAAUAGUCUGGAAGUUCAGGCAGACGUGGAGUCCAAACAGGAGAAGUUGAGACACUGCAGCGCCAGCAGCAGCCUGGAUGAAGCCAGCUGUAGCAGUAGCACUGCUGGCCUCAAAGGCGCCAGCGGUGGCACAUGCCCGUGCUCGUGCCCCUCCACCUGCUGCUGUGCUCAGCAAGACAGCCACUGCUGCCCCUUGUCUCCCUGGUCAAAUGAACCCUCCGCUUCAGGGGGAAGAAGGAGCAAAGGAAAGCUUUGGAAAAGAGCUAGCGGCAGCAGAGGAGAAACAAAAAUGAAUGAAACACAAGGAGAUAUGGAUGCUCAGCUCCUGGAGCAGCGCAGCACUAACUCCUCUGAGUUUGAUUCUCCAUCCCUGAGCGGCAGCCUGCCCUCUGUGGCCGACUCGCACUGUAGCCAUUUCUCAUCAGAGCUCAGCUGCUCAGAUCCCGAAACCUCAAGACCAGCUCAUUCACCCUGCUCCGCCCCGAUGGACCCUCACACUCAUCAUCCCGCCACCGCCUUCAGUGACGUCACCGUCACACCCAUGCCUGAGGUGGAGAAUGACCGCCUGGAGCAUUAUCCAUCUCAGAGUAGGCAUGCAGCCUUCACCCACCCCCUGCUGUCUGCAUCUCCGCCUGCUUCGCCAAAAGAGGGGAGCAGUGAGACGUUUCUAUACAUCAGUGAGGACAGUGUUGGCGACGUCGCAGACACGGAGCCGGACGAGAGGAUGAAAGAGACCAUCAACAACACUGCAGUACAGCCUGUAAGCCCUACGAGGAAGUGCUGUAUACAAACAGAUAUCUAAAGCAACUCUUCGCUUCUGCUGCUGUCGGUUUUGUCACCACUGCUAGCUCAUCAGCCUAAUCACCCAAUUUCACUCCAGAGCGAAGCAGCCGAUUCAUCUUUGGAAGCUGGUCGUCACGGUUCUGGUUAAAUUAUAUGUAUAUCUGCUGUGGAUGCCGGAAUAUUAUGUGAAUGUCAGUCUGUGCAGUUACAGAGAGGGUCGAGGUCUAAGUUGGAGAGAGAUUUGUGAACGAAGUAAACAGGAGCAGGGUAAAGUCGAAGCAGAUCGUUUGGGCCUGUCAUUUGGUGGCAGGACAAGCAGACGUCUGAAGCUGUUGUUGAAGGAGGUAAUGCUGAAUGUAUGUGGACAGGUGUAAAGCAGGUUAUCAGUGUGGCGAGAUACUACAGAAGGCUGUUCAUCCAUCCAGCUGUUAUGAUGAUCUGCAAAGUCUGACAUUGAAUGAUUUUCUGAAUCCAAACUCAAGCCAGUUUUUAGCCUUUCCUGAUGCUCACAAAAAGCAGAGCUGGUAAAGCUGGAUAGGAGCAAGUAAAAUGUCUGAUAGUAUCUUCAACAGUAAAUACAGCUGCUACUAUAGAGCAUUACCGAGUGUCCUUCGUCACAUCUGCAAAAAUCUGGUUUUGUUCAGGUUUCGCAUGAAUCAGGGAGGGAGUUGUCAUCACUGUGGUCCACCACUGUGCCACCACUUCAUUCUGUGACUUCUUAAUGCUUAGAAAACACCACAGCUAAAGGACUGUAGAACCCUCUGUUGAGCGUCUAAGCGGGACCAGUCCGUAGAGUAGCAGAUUUUAUUUUUCCAUAAUCAUCUAUAACGAAGUGAUUAUUAUUGCUUUCGUUAAAAAUUUUGCCCUUUUUUUUUUUUUUUUUUUUUGUGCUAUGUGUUUGUUUAUUUUUAUUUUCCAUUUUGGGAAAGUUGGUUUUAAUGUUGAAGCCCUGUGUUGGGUCCAAACUUAGUAUAAUCAGGGGGGACUGUGUUGACAAAGACUCAAACUGUAGCCCUUCUUACUUUUUAAGUUUUGUUGAUUUAACCUUACUUUAAUUAAGUGUUCACAAGCCCCUGUCUGCAGUGGUAAAAAUAUAUAUAUUUUUUUGUUUGUGGUUGCACCGGUGCAAAUGUAAUCAAGUUUUCACGGCAGUUUUUAGUAUAUCAUUGAAUCAUGAGGUGUAUUCAAAAAAGGGAAUUUUAAGUUAUUCCCUGUAAACUGAAUUAGAAAGUUUAUCAUUUUAUCUGUUAUAGGGCUUGUUUUAGUAAUUACGCGCUAAAACAAGAAGAGCGGAUGUGUCCAAUCAAGGAAACACAUCAACUUUAUUUCGAAAGUAAGUUAGUUGUGCAAAGAGGAACUCUUCUUGUGUAUUGGAGCACAUACAUCUGUCAGUGGUUCAGUAUUCAGUAGUGAAUGUAUGGUAAUAAUGUUUUUGAUUCCCCCUAAGUAAUAUCAAAUCAAAAUAUUAUUUUUGAUUCAGAGCUUUGGGUGUAUUUUAACUAUAAUAUGUUUUAAGGUCUUUUCUUAAAUCCUUGCAAAUGACUGAUACAGAUAAUUUUAUAUUUGUUGGACCCACAGUGCCUUUUGGGGAAAAAUCCUUUAUAUAGUUUUUUUUUUUUAAAUUUCAUUUCCUCAUUCUGUAUGUCUUCAAAUGAUAAACAUAAAAAUCGUAAGAGAAUGAAUAAUGUUUGCCUCAUAAAAUGCCUGAAAUGCACGAAGCCUGAUGCUCACCCUCCCUGUAGCUUGUUUAGCCUACCAAAGACUGCUCUCAGGCCACUGCAGUUUAGACACUUGACAGAACUGUUAAUGGAGUUUGAUGGUACCUAGACGAUUUCUUUGAAAUCUACUUUAAUAGACGAUAAGAGUUCAGUCCGUAAAAUUGAAAAAAGGCUUCUGUAGACCAGAUAAAUCAUUACAAUACAACAUUGGAUUAAAUCUAAUUAGGGGGCACUACUUUAAAUCUCAAGACCAAAAUGUUUGUUUGGGAUUAAGGAUUAGAAAUUUGGAAAAUCUUUCCCUAAAGUAGCAGAAAUCUUAAAGUUUAUGUGCUUUAGGUAGGUUAGUGAGCACGUGUGGGCAAUGAAACCCUUCUUAUCCAAAGCAAUCAGCAUCAUGAGUAUCUGAGUGCAGUGAUAUUAAGAUUACAUCUACAGCUGGACCAGAUUGCCGUCUCUGCCAGUGAAGCUCAGCACGAGCUGCCUGGGAGUAAAGGACUGGUCAUCACCAGAGUAGCUGUGCUGAUGACUAAAAGAAAGUUUUGGUGCAACUCAACAGCCUCAGCUGCCAGAUAUUCCCACAUUGUUUACGUUCCUUGUAUUGAAAAAAAAGCCUGUUUUAAUUCCUGUGAGUUUUAUAUUAUUAUUUCAGGACUAGUGCCAGGUCUAUUUUUUAACUUGGUCAAAAGCAGUGUAUGCUAUUUGAAAAAGUUUAUAUUUCGUAAUUAUUUGCUUUAUAAUGUGCAUGUAAAUG